This is a messenger RNA of Eufriesea mexicana, 4297 nucleotides long. RefSeq lists its product as uncharacterized. Bases 860 to 3634 code for a protein of 924 amino acids. The record is from RefSeq and is a predicted model, not a curated record. Gene Ontology annotation, biological process: monocarboxylic acid transport; transmembrane transport. NCBI's taxonomy places the organism in Eukaryota, Metazoa, Arthropoda, Insecta, Hymenoptera, Apidae. Gene Ontology annotation, molecular function: monocarboxylic acid transmembrane transporter activity. The transcript is spliced from 4 exons.
UAAAACACGUAUUACUCUCCCUGUCGCGUUAUUCCUUUCUUUGACCGCUUCUCGAAAUUUCGUAUUUUACAUUUCAGUGUCAAACUAGCGUAUUCAUCCUGUGUUGGUAAUCGUGUUAUUCGUUUCACACGCCUAUAUAUCAAUACUCUUUUUCAGUUGUGCUUAUAUCUUUCGUGUGCUAUUACAUUCUUUUGUCAAUUAAUUGUAAGUUAUUGUUUCCCGCGCGUACUAUGGAGUGCGUCGCAGUUUUUUAGCAUUCGCUCCAGUUUGGUAGAUCGACUUUUGAAUACACCACAAGAGCCGAAGCUGUACCGUUCGCCGUAUGGGUGCCUGGGUUGACGAUCGUUUCGCGGAGGAGGAGGCGGUCCCGAUUAACCAGGGCCCGAGAAGAAGGAAAGCUUCCCGCAUCCUGGGCCACGUUUGCGAUGGUGGCGGCCCAGAUGCGAUUCACCAGCGUUAUACGAGGAACUUUGAGAAUUCGUGCAGAUCGUCAGCGUCGUUGUUGUCGUUACGCCGUCAGUUCACUAGACAGCUCUACGAGUGGCCGGGUUUACCGUUGUUUAAAUCAAGGACGAAACUAGAUCAGUUUUGAAUCGAUCGCACGGUUGCGAUCGUAGCUGCGACAUGACUUUUUUUCUAGCGGUGCGCGCGUUUUUAAGUGCUAUAGGAGAAGAGAAGAUAUAAGGGUAAGAACGGCGGAAAGAAAGAGGUAUAGUUGAUCCUGUUACAUAGAGAUAUCGAUAAGCGAGGAUAGUUAAUCGUUAAACGAGAAGAAGAGUAUAGGUUCGAUGUCGUUGCGCUGGCCGAUCGAAGACUGCACUUGAACAGCAGGCUCCUCCUUAUUCUUGGUACCAUCAUCAUGGCCGAGAGGGCCAAGUUCAACGGUGUGGAGAAACCGACUCAAUCGAGCAAAACGAUCGAGACAGAGGACAGUAACAAAGAGGAAGACAGUAUAGAGGAUUCAGUGAGGAACGUGGAGGUGAUACCACGAAAAAGCGACGAGGAGCUGCUGAUCGAGAAAAGAUGUUCUUCCUUGAAUAGGACCCCACGGGAGACGCCGCGUAAAACAGAUUCGCGUAAAGGUAGCGAUACGGCGUCGUCAGAAUUGAAUUCGAUAGUAAAGAGUGUCUCCCGUUUGAGAAAAUAUUCUGACCAAAUCGGAAAUCUGUCCGAGGAACAAUCGAAGACGUCUAGUGAUCAGAUUUACGAGAACGAUGUGGGCAUCGAGAAGGACGAAGAGAUACGAAAUUGUUUGGAGAAAACGUACGAUGGUGUUUACGCCGAACCUGGUUCGAAGAUCCGACAGGAAGCUAGGCAAGAAUUGAAAGAAUUGUCGCAAAAUUCUGUGAAGAAGCCUGACAGUCUGUACAAGGACGGUGUGCCAGAUCUACCAAAGCGUAAAAGCGUGUUUACGGAGAGAAACUCGAUUUUCGGUUCUCCGACGAAGAUCCUGUCGAAGAACCACUCACCGUCCGAGAAGAGCACAGAGAAGCUGGUUAACGGAAAAUCGCCGCGGGAGGACAAGCAACAGCACCAUGUGCAAUUUAAUAAAGACUCGAAGAAGCAACAGUCCCGUGAGCAGAGGCCGCAAUCUAGCCCGUCGAUCCCUCCAUCAACCACUAGCAGCUCCGAGGAUAAUUCCAGCUUGGGGCAAUUGUGCGAAGCUAGACCACCUGAUGGCGGUUGGGGAUGGGUGGUGGUCGCAGCUUCCUUCAUGGUUAACCUCAUAGCCGACGGUAUCACGUUCUCCUUCGGUGUGAUCUACGUGGAAUUUCUCAAGUAUUUCGGCGAGGGCAAGUCGAAGACGGCCUGGAUAGGUAGCUUGUUCAUGGCGAUGCCGUUACUGUCGGGCCCAGUGGCCAGUUUCUUGACAGACAGAUACGGUUGUCGAAGAGUUUCUAUAGUGGGAAGCAUCCUGGCCACAACGGGUUUCGUCAUAAGCUCUUGCGCCAACUCUAUGGAGGUUUUAAUAUUCACUUUCGGGGUUCUCGCCGGCUUUGGUUUAUCCUUGUGUUUCGUCGCAGCCGUAGUCAUCGUAGCUUACUACUUCGAUAAGAAGAGAUCAUUCGCAACCGGUCUGUCCGUCUGUGGAAGCGGUAUAGGAACGUUCAUCUUCGCCCCAGUUACGCAAUAUCUGCUCGAUGAAUACGGUUGGCGAGGAUCCACGCUGAUAUUAGCCGGCCUGUUCCUCAAUUUGGCCGUCUGCGGCUGUCUUAUGAGGGAUCUCGAAUGGACCACUAUCAGGGCGAAGGCGAAAACCGAAGAACGACGGAAGAACCGCGAGAAAAAGAGGACCAGGGUUCAGAGCUCCAGUAUGGACUCGUUCUCCGCGAACAGUUCGUUGAACACCCUCACGAUCAUGGAGAACCUUCGGAUUCAAGAAGAGGAAGAAGACGGUGAAAAGCUAUUUUCCAGUCUGGUAAGCUUGCCUACCUUCGUGAAAAACGGGGAAAAAGUUCCGCUAGAGGUAUUGGAACUACUCAGCACUCGUAAGAACGUGUACAACGUGUUACUGCAAAAUUAUCCGAGCCUGCUGAUCUCCUCGAGGAGCUUCAGCGAUUCCGGGCCGCUUCACGAUCAGCUCAGCAUACCUUCAGCCAGGUUCGUGCCCACGCCGAGCUCUUUGUCCGAGCUGAAAAGCAAGGAAAACAAGGACAAGGUCUUAUCCAACGACGAGCAAACUCUUCAACAGCAAACGGACGCCGCUUGGCGAUUGUGGUGGUUGAAGAAGAUCAAUCUGGAUAGCUCGCUGAGGAGAUCCAGCACCCUCGAGCAUACCAGGAGACUACCCACUGCCUAUUUGAAGGAUAUCAGAGUGCAUAGGCACAGCCUUACGUACAGAGGUGCUAUGUUGAAUAUAAAUCGAUAUAGACUCAGGGCAUCCAGUUGUCCGGAUAUUUAUAGGAACUCGAUGACCACCAUAGCGAAGACUAAGCUCGUCUGGUACGCCGGUCUUUGGGAAUUCUGGGACCUCGUCGUGGAUAUGCUCGAUUUUUCUCAUUUCGCUGAUUCUCGUUUUUUGCUCUUCGCCAUUAGUAAUUUUCUACUGCAUACUUGGUACGACGUCCCCUACGUGUAUAUGUCGGACCUCGCAAUCGAGAUGGGUUUCAGUGAAACGGAUGCAUCCAUCUUAAUAUCGGUCAUAGGGAUAACCAAUAUGAUCGGCGAAAUACUCCUUGGUUGGGCAGGUGACAGAGCAUGGGUAAAUGCAUUCAUCGUAUACGCAGUAUGCAUGGCCUUUUGUGGUGCAGUGACAGCGUUAAUACCUGUAGUAGCUGGCAGUUAUUAUACUUUAUGCGCAAUCUCUGGCGCUUUCGGAUUAUUCAUCGGGGCGAACUAUAGUCUUACCAGCAUUAUCCUCGUUGAACUGAUCACACUGGAAAGAUUCACAAAUGCAUAUGGCCUCCUGCUCUUGGUUCAAGGUGUUGCAAAUCUUAUGGGUCCUCCUCUGGCAGGAUGGCUUUACGAUAUCACGGGGACGUACGAUCUGUCGUUUUACUUGGCCGGUUUCUUUAUUGCGUUGAGUGGAGCGCUCUUGUUGGCGAUGCCUUUAAUUAGCCUCUAUCGGAAAUGCUUGAACGGAUCGAGACAAGAAGAAACAGACCAAGAUUUUGCAAAUGUGAAUAGAGUUUAAAGAAACGAUGGCGACUAGUAGUCGAGCAUUUUUGAAGUAAUUAUUAUCGCCGAUAAUACGAUACCAAUAUAUGUACAUCGAUAUAUUAUCGAUUCAAUGGAAUUUAUGGAAACAUAACACUUCCAACCAAAAGGAAUUGCAAUUAGCACCUGUGCAAUUAGUUUUAAGCGGUAUCUUUUUCCCGCAUUACGCUAAACUAGUCGCGUGUUUUACAUUCAAUUAAACAUUCGUGGUUCCUUCAUAGAAUAACAUAUGUACGAGCUAAUUAAACAGUUUAACACAUUAAGUGAUUCAUCUAAAAGAAAAGAAAUGACGUUUUUUGAGGUAUCUUCUUUCAUUAAGGAUUUAUAUGUCCUUUAAGUUUCGCGCCUGUCCGAACAAUGAAUGAUCAAUCGAUCUAACGAUGUACAAAUAAGCGAGAUCGAUUGUUGAUAACGAUGUCCAAAGAUAAUGUUACAAGCAACUUGAGGAGAUUUAUAUCGAUAUGUAAAUUGAUCAAAUAGCGAAUUAACGAGUUCCAUAUGAUCACUGUUUGCCAUUAACAUCUUAUGAUAUUUACAAAAAUCUUGUAUUCACUUUAUACUCGGCAAAUUUAAUAAUCAUUGAGCAAUGGUGUUAUACAAGAAUCUGAUGAAAAUAUUAGUAAUCUCUCAAAGUUUGAAA